Messenger RNA from Heterocephalus glaber (naked mole-rat), 474 nucleotides. NCBI's taxonomy places the organism in Eukaryota, Metazoa, Chordata, Mammalia, Rodentia, Bathyergidae. The record is from RefSeq and is a predicted model, not a curated record.
AAAUGGGUAAUGUUGAGAAAGACAAGAAGAUUUUUGGUCAGAAGUGUGCCCAGUGCCACACUGUGGAGAAGGGAGGCAAGCACAAGACUGGGCCAAAUCUCCAUGGUCUGUUUGGGCGGAAGACAGGUCAAGCUGCUGGAUUCUCCUACACAGAUGCCAGCAAGAACAAAGGCAACACCGGGGGAGAGGAUACAUUGAUGGAGUGCUUGGAGAAUCCCAAGAAGUACAUCCCUGGAACAAAAAUGAUCUUCACUGGCAUUAAGAAGAAGGGAGAAAGGGCAGACUUAACAGCUUACCUCAAAACAGCUACUAAUGAGUAAUAGUCACUGCCUUAUUUAUUACAGAACAGAAAUGUCUCAUGGCUUUUUUAUGUGUACCAUAAUUUAAUAGAUCUCAUACACCAGAAUUCAGAUCAUGAGUGGCUGACAGAAUAUUUCUGUUGGACAGUCCUGAUUUAAGUAAAAUUGGCUUAUA